This is a messenger RNA of Ceutorhynchus assimilis (cabbage seed weevil), 675 nucleotides long. NCBI's taxonomy places the organism in Eukaryota, Metazoa, Arthropoda, Insecta, Coleoptera, Curculionidae. The record is from the annotation of a GenBank genome assembly.
AUGUCUUAUUCACCACUACGGGCACCCAAUGAUCCAGAAGAAUCAGGGCUCUCUGAUGCCGGAAAAGAACCAUUGCCCUGUGAUUUAUCGCUAGUGAGAGAAUUUGGUGGAAAAGCAUUUGCUUAUCGCAGUGUGCGCAAACUUGAAGGUUUAGCGCACCUACGCGAAAUCGAAACGCUUAAAUUGAGUUUUAAUAUGAUCAGAAAAAUUGAAAAUCUGGAUACCUUGACUAGGUUAACAACGCUGGAGCUUUAUGACAAUCAGAUCAAAAAAAUUGAAGGAUUGGAAGCUCUUGUGAAUUUGGAAGUUUUAGAAUUAUCUUGUAACCAAAUUCGUAAAAUUGAAGGACUCGAAAGUUUAUUGAAUUUGGAACAUUUAAAAUUGCAAAUUAAUCAAAUUACUGAAAUACAAAAUUUGGACCAUUUAAAUAAUUUAACAUUUCUUGAUCUUAGAGAAAACAAAUUGACGGUGAACCAUAACGAAUUAGCAGAAUGGAGCUCAAUGGUCAAUCUCUCAGCAAAUAAAGAAUUGAAGUAUCUGAAUGUGGCGGGCAAUCCUAUUGUUAAAAGGGCACCAUAUGAGUAUAAGUAUAGGCUAAUGGCGAUUGUUCCAUCUUUGCGAAAUGUGCUAGCAGAUGAUGAUACAAGCGUUUGUGAAUAUUAUAAAAUCGACUGA